AUGAAAGUGGCAUCGCCAAUCCUUGCGCUGUAUGUACUUUGUAUUCUGCGAACGUGUAAAUGUGGAGAUGACAAGGAUGCGGAAAGUAAAACUUGCGAUCAUCACGGAGAAGAAGAAUGUACAGAGCAAGACAUUUACCCUGGUAUUAACGUGCCUUCUGAGCCCAAACACUUUGUAACUUUGGACAUCUCAGACAUGGAUCCGCAAGUAUGUAGAGUAAUCGACACGUACAUGGGCAGAGUCAGCGUGAGGGUCUACAUCAUUCACCCCAAGUUUCUCGUUAAAAAAGUCAUGGAUAGGAAUACUGAGGUCUGGGAAGGUAUAGCAGAGGACCACUGUGUUUACAUGGUCACAUUCCUAAAGUCGAGUAAGCCAAAGAUUGUACUCCUCAGAGUAAAGGAGACCAUGGGAUCAUAUCAAGUCUUCCGCAAGUUCAAGAGUGGGAAUGGAUGUUACUCUAGUUCAGGAGGCUGGUACCCGUCCGUAAAAAGCUCCAGCAAGAAAAUCGAGAGACUGAGCAUCUUCCCCUGCAAGACCCGCAAGUUCGCUCUGGACAUUUCCCUAGACGAAGGUAAUGACAAGUACAGAGUCAUAAAACCUGAAUAUGAUACUAUCGCAGUACGGUAUUACGUCCCUAAAAGUGGGUACGCUAUAGGGAGAAUUAAAGAAGGGAACCAAGUUAUUGGUCAGCUUAAAGAUGAUUUCACAUGCUAUCUAUGCGAAUUCUUCUCGCUCGAAAACUAUGCACUCCUUAGAGUGCAUACAGAAAGGAACUACCGGUCGUGGCUUUGCUGGUACGAGCGAGUUGAUGGACAGUGGAGAGAUGUCGAGGAAGAGAGUUUUAUAGAAGAUCUCCAUCGCAUAAGACUAUCCGCGCGCUUGUCCAAAUAUUCCGGAGCUGAAUGCAAAUCUACACCCACUUCACCUCACUAG
This is a messenger RNA of Theileria equi strain WA, 933 nucleotides long. Its product is annotated as signal peptide-containing protein. The transcript has a single exon. Lineage: Eukaryota; Apicomplexa; Aconoidasida; Piroplasmida; Theileriidae. The record is from RefSeq and is a predicted model, not a curated record. Bases 1 to 933 code for a protein of 310 amino acids.